GCUUGCCUGCUUCUACAACCUCUCCUAAUUCUCGUCUCCGGGGGAGAAGUGGAGAAUAAGCGUUUCUAUGCGGCAGGGCGCUGAAAUCCCAAAAUAAAGCUCCGCCGUCACCGACAAGUGACAACAUUCCAUGGCUCUCUGUCAAAUCCCAAAAGCCGCAACUGCCUAUCUCUAAAGUCUAACGCUCUCGUUCCAUCUCUCUCUCUCUCUCUCUCUCUCUGCACUUACCCGCAUGUGUAGCUUCUCUACUCAAUGACCCUCUGCGUGCGAGCUUCUAAAGCUUUAGCCUCUACCACUAUCUCCGCUGCUUGGCACCCAUUUGCUCUUAAGAUCCGCCCCCCUGCUGUCUACAAAACCAUUUCGUACCCCAUUUCUCCGUUCCAAUCUCCUCCCAUUUACAACAACAGGAAAGCAAUGGCUCUUUUCUCAUCAUAUCCAGCUUCCUGUCCCAUAAUAAGAUGCUCUUCCAAUAGAGAUAGUCACGAACCAAACAGGCAAAAGCUGAACAACAUCAGAAUUAUUGGUACGUCCUCUGCUAAAGCUGCUGUUGAUCAUAUUCUGAGCCACACGGCUGGAGUCGCAAACACAUUCAAUUCAAUCACUUCUGUUCCGGAAAAUGGGUACAUCCCAAAAGAAGAGAUUCGACAAAAUAUUCCGACGAGGAAGAAAUUGGUGGAUCCUCAUCGUCAAGGUCUCAUCACUCAAGGAGGUGUCGGGUACAGGCAGACUGUUGUCAUUAGGUCCUAUGAAGUUGGUCCUGAUAAAACUGCUACUCUUGAGAGCAUCUUGAAUCUUCUUCAGGAAACAGCACUAAAUCAUGUAUGGAUGUCUGGUCUUCUGAGCAAUGGAUUCGGUGCCACACACGGAAUGGUAAAGAAUAAUCUCAUAUGGGUUGUCUCGAGGAUGCAGGUUCAGGUGGAUCACUACCCAAUCUGGGGAGAGAUAAUGGAAAUUGACACAUGGGUUGGAGCAUCAGGGAAAAACGGAAUGCGGCGAGAUUGGCUAGUCCGAAGUCAAGCCACAGGCCUUGUUUUUGCACGUGCCACCAGCACCUGGGUGAUGAUGAACCAGCAAACAAGGCGCCUCUCAAAAAUGCCUGAAGAGGUGAGGGCUGAAAUAUCACCCUGGUUCAUAGAGAAGCAAGCAAUCCAUGAAGAUUCUCCCGAGAAAAUCAUUAAGUUGGACAGCAAAGCAAGAUAUAUGAACUCCAACUUGAAGCCCAAGAGAAGUGAUUUGGACAUGAAUCACCAUGUAAACAAUGUGAAAUAUGUAAGAUGGAUGCUUGAGACCAUCCCAGAUGAGAUUUUGGAGUCUCACCAACUAUCCAGCAUCAUUCUUGAAUACAGAAAGGAAUGUGGGAGCUCAGACAAAGUUCAGUCGCUUUGCCAUCCUGACGAUGAUGGAGUUCUGAAAGAUGGAUUGAAACAAACCAAUGACAUUAAUCUACUCAAUGGAUUUUCUCUUGCAUCAGAAAUCCUCGAAAAUAAUGGGCUUCUGCACCCCUUUAAGAAGGAACCAUUAAGGUAUACACAUCUCCUGCAAACUCAAGGUGAGCGUGGAAGUGAAGAGAUUGUUAGAGGCAGAACCGCAUGGAAGAAAAAGAUGUCCACCCUGCCAUUCCCCUCCUCGUAAAAACAAAUAAGCCAACUUAAAUGGUUUUAGAAGCAGUAAAUUCAGACCUCUCAGAGCAGAAAAAAGAGGUUUAUCAAGGAAAAAUGGGAUUACCCCCGUCCCCCGUCCCAGAAAUUUCUAAAUAUGCAUGAAUGUGUUGAUUCACCGAAGCAGGAUGAAGAUCCUAAUAAUCUUGCCCAAGGUGUGAUGCAGAGUACUUCAACUGUACCGCAUCAGUUACCUAAAAUCCCAGAUCCAACUGGGUGAGUAGGUGAUUUUAAGUUGUGUGGUGAUGAUUGUAAAGGAAAAGAACAAGAAGAUGAAUGAGUAAUUCUACA
Juglans regia (Persian walnut) is the source of this 1949-nucleotide messenger RNA. Its product is annotated as palmitoyl-acyl carrier protein thioesterase, chloroplastic. Bases 253 to 1632 code for a protein of 459 amino acids. The transcript is spliced from 7 exons. Lineage: Eukaryota; Viridiplantae; Streptophyta; Magnoliopsida; Fagales; Juglandaceae. Gene Ontology annotation, biological process: fatty acid biosynthetic process. The record is from RefSeq and is a predicted model, not a curated record. Gene Ontology annotation, molecular function: acyl carrier activity; fatty acyl-[ACP] hydrolase activity.